Molecule: messenger RNA, 1650 nt
Organism: Besnoitia besnoiti
Lineage: Eukaryota; Apicomplexa; Conoidasida; Eucoccidiorida; Sarcocystidae
Exons: 5
Coding region: 1-1650 (549 amino acids)
Cellular component (GO): mitochondrion
Source: RefSeq, a predicted model, not a curated record
AUGGCGCUGGCAGCUGCGCGGCACACUGCCCGCGCGGUUCCGGGCUACCAGCCGUCUUUCCCUCGUCUAGUGGGCGGUCUUUGCAGGCUGCCUUCGAGUCAAGCACCUGAACGAAAUCCGGCGGCGUGCGCGCUGCGAUCAAGCCAAGGUAUCCGAGAGGCGUUUUUGUCUUCUUGUCCCCUCUGCUUGUCUCGUUCUGCCUCUCGCCGUCCUCUCUCUUCGUGCUCGCUGUCGCCUUCCGCAGCCUCCGCGUCUCCCCACCAAACUUCACCGUCUUCAUCUCUCUCUCUGCCUUCGUCCACGAGUCGCGCGACCUGCGCGUCCUCCUCUUCCAUCUUUGCUUGGGCGCGUGUCACUUCUUCGUCUUCUUUGUGUCUCUCCCUCGCUGCUGACUCUGCCUCUUCGCCCUCCUCCAGUCAACGAGAUGGCCAUCUAGGCUUCUCAGAUCGGCCUUAUGGCAUCUUCGCCGGAGCUGCUUCCCGUUUCUUAUGGCCUGGCGUUGCCUACUACGCACCUGGACGCCCCGUUUGGGCUCCGCCUCCCUCUCUUCGUCUGGCGUCGGGCGCGUCGUUGCCGCAGUCUUCCUCCUCGUCGCUCCUGGCUCUCCGCGAGUUCUCUUCGCUGCCCUCCGCGUCCUCGUCUUCUCCGAAGCGACUCCCUCAGCAGGGCAUCUGGCGGCAUGUGUCUGCGGAUGCGUUUUCGCGUUUUUCGCGCGACCCCGUGGCGUUUUUCCGGCGCUGUCGCCUGCAAUACCCGGUGCCGGUGUCCUGGCGAGAAGGCCGCGAGCAGCUGAGCAAGUUGAGCAAGAGCGGCAAAUCUGCGUUGCGCAAAUCCGUCGCCGACGGCAAGGAGAAGUGGAGAAAGGCGCCAAACACGAAAUGGCUCUUCUCGCCCUCCCCGGGGAUGUUGGAAGCAGGAAAAAAAUGCCUCCGAACCGACUGGGAAACCCACAGAGACAAGCUGCGCGCGCAGCUGCGGGCGCAGGCGGAGAAGAGCGGGCUCUCCGACGCCGAAGCGCGCCGCGCGUUCGUGGAGCGGCAGAAAGCGAAACUCCGGGCGCAGAGACAGCAGCUCAUUCGCCUGAUGAACCGCCAGCAAAAAGUCGUGCAAGAAAAGGGCCUUCUCUGGCUAGAAAUGCGCCGCCGCAAAGUCGAAGCGACCCUCCUGCAACUCGGCCAAAGCGACAAAAUCAGCCACCUGCGCCAGGUCAAAACGCGAGUCGUCCACCAGGGAAAGGAGGCAACUGAGCGACUGAAGGGCCUCUGGGGGAAGUACGGAUGGGCGUCCGUCUUGUCUUACGCCGUGGUUCACUUUUGCACACUGUUUGGGCUCUUCGGCCUCGCUCAGAUGAUCAGCGACGAGUCCGUGCAGCGGGUCGCAGACUUUCUGCAUCUUGAAAAAAUCAUAGACAAGGACGCCAUAGCGAACGAAAAGAGCUUCUUCUGGGGUCGUCUACUGUUCGCCUACGCUGCUUGCAAGCCUCUGACGCCGGUUCAGGUCGGGCUGGCCAUUUGGUGUACGCCUCCGCUCGCGCGCUUCAUGGUUCGCCACGGGAUUCCCCUUCACAUGAACAAGACGACAGUUUCUCAGCUGCGCCGCCAGCUUCGCUUCAGGAGACGAAAGUCGUCUUCGAAUAAAAACACUCUUUGA